AUGCAGCGGUUAGUGAUCGCAUGUGCACUACUGACGAUACGAAACAGUGUCCUCGCUGACAAUGCGUUCAUCGACAGUGCACCGGAAGGAUACUACGAGCGCAAGUCAUUAGCAGAUUGCGCCAGCCGGUUUUACAGUGAGGAUGUGUCCAGUGCAUUGGGAUUCUUCAUAUUCGGAGGACGACGUGCGUUUGUUAAGGAAUUUCCUCACAUGGCAGCGAUCGGAUGGACAAAUAGCAACUCCUCCCCACCGGAAGUGCAAUACAAAUGUGGCGGUUCAUUGAUUGCAGCAAAAUUCGUCCUAACAGCCGCCCACUGUAGAAUGGACGCCGAUAGGAUUCCUCCCGAUACGGUACGGCUCGGAGACACAAACCUUGCCACGGUGGAAGACGAUGACUCCGCCCAACAAUUUGGCAUUGCAAACUUUCACGUUCACGAAAAGUUCAAAAGAAACCGCAAGUACUAUGACAUCGCACUGAUCGAGCUAGAUCGAGAGGCUAGCUUCAACACCGCCGUUUGUCCCAUUUGUUUGUGGCCUCUGGAUAACCUGGACGAGUAUAGUGCGAGUCUGCGAGCGAUCGGGUUCGGAUUUACUACAUACACAUCGGGAAUGAGUCCCACCUUGCAGAAAGUAACUCUGAACUACUACGACUCCGAGUCUUGCAACAACGAGCUUCCGAAGGAUGCGAGGCUACGCUACGGUCUCACGAACGAACAGUUUUGUGCGAAAACACCCCACAAAGACGCCUGCCUGGGUGACUCAGGUGGACCACUGCAAAUUGACCUUUCUGAUGUAACCAAAACGAUUCCGUACCUGACGGGUGUCAUCUCAUUCGGAACCGGAUGCUGGGAUGGUUCGCUUGGAGUGUACACCAAGGUAUCGAGCUACAUCGAUUGGAUUCGGCAGCGCGUAAAUGUAACCGUAGAUCCGAUCGAAUGUGCCCGCAACUCGGAGUGUCUGCCUGCGAGAUCCUUCUCUGACAGUCGGCUAAGUCCGCAGAACAACUCGCCCUUCUUUAAGGUCAACCUCCGGCGAACUGCCACCAGCUCGUUUCAUCAGUGUUCCGGAGCCUUGAUCGACUACCGGCAUGUGGUAACCUCGGCCACCUGUGCGGUGCGCGACAAUCAACAACCGGCAUACAUUGAAGCGAACAACGAACUGGUCGAGAUCAUCGCAAUUGACGUGCAUCCAAAGUACGUUGCCGGGAAGAACUACCACAAUCUAGCGGUGCUCACGCUCGGCAAGUUCUACAAUCCCAAUAAGAUCUACCAAAUUAUCGCACCAGGGUGCAUCUGGAAGGAGGAACGCAUCACCGAUCCGAUAGUGUUUUUCUCCGGGUAUGGCCCGGAGGUCAAGAACCAACCGACGGACAUCGCGAAGAACGUUUCCCUGAAGGUGCUGGUGGCUCUGGUGACCGAAAACGGACGAUGUGACACAAGCGAUGCGUGGAAGGUCAACAGUUCCUUGUGGACGGGCUUCAACAGUGACUUCCUGUGCACGUAUAACCCUAUCGAUCUCGUUCCCGGCAUUUGUAAGCUUGAGCCCGGUGGUGCUGUGUCCAACUUCCGACGAGACAACAUCGUUCCGUACGUAUACGCAGUCAACACGUUGGAUGAGGGCGUCUGUGGUGGAGAUCGGAACGUGUUCGUCGCUACUCGACUUGCUCCGUUCUACGAUUGGAUCGAGUCGAUCAUACUGCAGCACUUACCGGCGAAUGAUCCGGUGUUAACAUCUAUCCGGUUCGGGGGAGAGGACCCCGACUCAUCCGACUUGGAUUCUACCCAACUGAGCAACUCAGUGGGACCAGUUUACAAUCGGAAUAACAUAGUACCCGUACUUCUUUCAGACGUGAUAUCAAACCACAUCGUUCCUUACGGAAGUGAGUUGCUCCACAAAAGGCCUGUAACAACGGUGAACGUUUUCCAUCAAUCAUUGAACAACACUCCGGAAACGUACGAAGUGUACGGACCUCAUACAAAUCAUCCACAGAAGCUGGUGAAUCCCCAGAAAACGUCGUUUUACGAGCCGUCGGUGGUUCAAUCGCUUGUAACCCCGGUCCCAAAUAAUGACAUCCACAUCGAACUGGUCCGUUCGGUCGAGCUGCCCUCGAUUCACGUCGUUCAGGGACAUGCUGAGCUGACCCAAACACCGAUUUAUGGUCAAAACGCACCCCAGUCACACCAAUCCAUCGUCGAUAGCAGCAAUCUGGUGUCAAUCAUCCGCUCCGUCGAGUUGUACGGCAGCGGUUUCUGCACGCUUCCGAGUGGGGCCACUGGGAAGUGCCUGCACUACACGCGCUGUCCUUCGAUGCACUGGAAUGGCCGAAAUAUGGCCGCAUACCUGCGCCUACAACUAGUUCCCUACUGUGAUCGUAGACACCAAACGAUUUGCUGUUCAGUGUGA
Molecule: messenger RNA, 2403 nt
Organism: Anopheles nili
Lineage: Eukaryota; Metazoa; Arthropoda; Insecta; Diptera; Culicidae
Exons: 11
Coding region: 1-2403 (800 amino acids)
Biological process (GO): proteolysis
Molecular function (GO): serine-type endopeptidase activity
Source: RefSeq, a predicted model, not a curated record